UCCACCUGUGCCCUCCUCCAGCUCUGCACCUGGCAUAUCUCGGUGCCUGCCGGACACGGCAUAGAGCUACAGUUCCACAACUUCAGCCUGGAGGCCCAGGAUGAGUGCAAGUUUGACUACGUGGAGGUGUAUGAGAUCAGCAGCUCAGGGGCCUUCAGCCUCCUGGGCAGGUUCUGUGGAGCAGAGCCACCCUCCCUCCUCGUGUCUUCGCACCAUGAGCUGGCUGUGCUCUUUAGGACAGAUCAUGGCAUCAGCAGUGGAGGCUUCUCAGCCACCUACCUGGCCUUCAAUACCACGGAGAGUGUGCCCCCGGGCACUGCCAUGCUCCUUGUGCCUGCAGACCGCUGUGGACCCAGUGAGCUCUCCUGCCAGGCUGGAGGGUGUAAGGGUGUGCGGUGGAUGUGUGACAUGUGGAGAGACUGCGCCGAUGGCAGCAAUGACAACUGCAGCAGCCCUUUGUUCCCACCCCCAGAGCUGGCCUGUGAGCCUGUCCAGGUGGAGAUGUGCCUCGGUCUGAGCUACAACACCACGGCCUUCCCUAACAUCUGGGUGGGCAUGGCCACCCAGAAGGAGGUGAUGGAGGUCCUCAGCGGUUACAAGAGCCUGACAAGCCUGCCCUGCUACCAGAAUUUCCGGAGGCUCCUGUGUGGGCUGCUUGUGCCCCGCUGCACCCCACUAGGCAGUGUUCUGCCCCCUUGCCGCUCUGUCUGCCAGGAAGCAGAGCACCAGUGCCAGUCUGGCCUAGCACUACUGGGCACCCCCUGGCCCUUCAACUGCAACAGGCUGCCAGAGGCAGCUGGCCUGGAAGCUUGUGCCCAGCCGUGACCCUGAAGCUGGCCCCUGCCCUCUUCCUGCCCAUCCUCCUUUGCCAGUCAGGGUUGGCAGGCAGGGGAACAAAGGAAGGGGCACCAGCAGGGUCUCUACCCAUCUUCUCUGGGGCUCCCAGAGAGGGGGCAGAGGAGUCCUCGGCUGGGGGUCAUGGGACCCUCCCACCCUCCCUGCUCCUUCCUGUCCCCUUCCUGUCCCCAGGCUGCUGACUGGCCCCACACUGGGCCACUGGACAAUCGAGACUGCUUCCUAUCCAGGCCUCUGACCCUGACUUCCCAUCUCUG
Molecule: messenger RNA, 1112 nt
Organism: Cebus imitator (Panamanian white-faced capuchin)
Lineage: Eukaryota; Metazoa; Chordata; Mammalia; Primates; Cebidae
Product: membrane frizzled-related protein-like
Exons: 5
Coding region: 322-825 (167 amino acids)
Biological process (GO): canonical Wnt signaling pathway; non-canonical Wnt signaling pathway
Cellular component (GO): plasma membrane
Molecular function (GO): Wnt-protein binding; Wnt receptor activity
Source: RefSeq, a predicted model, not a curated record